GGUGCCGGCGCCUACAUCUGCGGCGAGGAGACGGCGCUCAUCGAGUCCAUCGAGGGCAAGCAGGGCAAGCCCCGCCUGAAGCCCCCGUUCCCUGCUGACGUGGGUGUCUUUGGCUGCCCCACCACAGUGGCCAACGUGGAGACAGUGUCAGUGGCCCCCACCAUCUGUCGGCGUGGUGGUGCCUGGUUUGCCGGCUUCGGGCGGGAGCGGAAUUCUGGCACAAAGCUCUUCAACAUCUCGGGGCAUGUCAACACCCCCUGCACGGUGGAGGAGGAGAUGUCAGUGCCACUGAAGGAGCUGAUUGAGAAGCAUGCUGGGGGUGUCCGUGGGGGCUGGGACAACCUGCUGGCUGUCAUCCCUGGGGGAUCAUCCACGCCACUGCUGCCCAAGUCGGUGUGUGAAACGGUGCUGAUGGACUUCGAUUCCCUGGUGCAGGCGCAGAGUGGGCUGGGCACAGCUGCCGUCAUCGUCAUGGAUAAAUCUACUGACAUCAUCAAAGCCAUUGCUCGCCUCAUCGAGUUCUACAAGCACGAGAGCUGUGGGCAGUGCACGCCGUGCCGGGAAGGUGUGGACUGGAUGAACAAGGUGAUGGCUCGGUUCGUGCAGGGCAAUGCACAGGCAGCCGAAAUCGACGCACUGUGGGAGAUCAGCAAACAGAUCGAGGGACACACCAUCUGUGCCCUGGGUGAUGGCGCAGCCUGGCCUGUGCAGGGUCUCAUCCGCCACUUCCGCCCCGAGCUGGAAGAGAGGAUGCGGCGCUAUGGGGAGGCCAAAGCCCGAGCAGCGUCAGCAUAA
Acanthisitta chloris (rifleman) is the source of this 795-nucleotide messenger RNA. It is a transcript of the gene NDUFV1, whose product is annotated as NADH dehydrogenase (ubiquinone) flavoprotein 1, 51kDa. The record is from RefSeq and is a predicted model, not a curated record. The transcript is spliced from 6 exons. Gene Ontology annotation, molecular function: FMN binding; NADH dehydrogenase (ubiquinone) activity; 4 iron, 4 sulfur cluster binding. Gene Ontology annotation, biological process: mitochondrial electron transport, NADH to ubiquinone. The annotation marks the transcript as partial. NCBI's taxonomy places the organism in Eukaryota, Metazoa, Chordata, Aves, Passeriformes, Acanthisittidae.